Messenger RNA from Pocillopora meandrina, 2254 nucleotides. The record is from the annotation of a GenBank genome assembly. Lineage: Eukaryota; Metazoa; Cnidaria; Anthozoa; Scleractinia; Pocilloporidae.
CUACUGAAAGGUGACACAAAUUCCACUAAAGAAUGGCAGUCAAAGGACUUUCAGAAAAACAAAAAGCUGCUUUGGCGGAAAUAGUCACUGCUGAAACUUUAUUCGACAUUGAAGAAUAUAUUAGACCUGAAUUUUGUAACAAAUCAGAAAGCCGAGAGUUGUUCACGUCGGAUGUGCAUUUGAACUCAUUGAGGAGACGCAUUGUUCAGGAUGGUCAUGGAAGGUGGAGGGAGAUAAAUCCACAACAUUACUCUAGCAAUUUACUAUCACCAUUAAGGAAAAAUUCAGGAAUAGCCAAAAGAGAGAGUCGAUCAGAUCUCAAACAUGGAGCUGCUGAAACUUCUUACAACAUUCACACAAUCAAUCCAAAUUAUAACAAUCUUUCUAUGGCCUUGAGAUCCAAUGUUUUCCCAGGACUUGGAAAUAAUCAUUGGCAUAGUACAACAGCUAAAGUUUACAAAACACAACACGUGAUUCCAACUUCACAAAGGGAGAAAUUUUUUGGCGUGCAAACUGAUGAGUUUGGAAAGUGGUCAGCUGCUAACGUUCACCAUGAAAGAAUGAAGAAAAAGUGGGAGACAUAUCUUGAUUCUCUUCCAAAACAGGCAGGUAACUGAGUUUAUCUUUGAACAUUAUUUCACUGCUAUACCAUGCUGUGUCAAAAUUUCCAUUGUGUACUCAAAUUAAAUGAACAGUAAAGUGAUUCACCAGAAAAUGUUAAGCUCCAGGAUAGUGGUGAUUAGGCAAGACUCAAGGGAAUUAGGCCUCGUGGAGGCCACUCAAACUCCCCAAACUUGGGCACAUUCUUACUGUCUCUCCAAAAGCUCCAAUGAUUACUUCCUCCAACAGGAAAUAAUGAAUAUUGCUUUUAAGUCUUUAAGCAGAGUUCAAUACAUUGCAUAAGGUGCAGUUCUGCUGAUCCUGUAGUCCGAGAGUCUGGGUUGAAGGAAUGUUUUCAAAAGUAUUGACAGAUGUUUGGGCAAACUUUAAACUGACUGUACUUUACCUUUCUGCUGGCUGAGACUCAAAUAGGUGCAAAUUGUGCACGAUUAGUUGGUUUUUGAUCCACUAGUAUAAGUUUGUUUGUUGUGUAUUGGUGAAUAGGUAGUUAGUUUGGUGCUAGAAGUUGCUAACAUUUUAAAAUUUUUGAGAGGAGUUUGUUCUAAGUGAACUAGCUUUCCAGAGUCAGACAUUAAAAGUUGUUAUAGCUUUAGGGAACCAAUUGAUAAAUAAUGUGGUUUGAAGGUUGAAGGUGUUUAAAAAUGUGAUCACUGAAUAAAGGAGGUAAGUUUCCAAAGAAAAUGUGAUGCUGAAUUGAUGGGGGUUAUACAGAAUAGUUUGGUGUUAUAAACUGAAGUAAUAAUGUAUAUUAGCCACUGUUAAAAGUUAGUAGAAGCCCUUCAUUAGAGUGCAGCACUAACAUAUGGCUAAUGCUUGAAAUGCCAUCUUUUGAAAUUCUAUAGUGGCCAAUUUACAUCAAAAACGUAUUAUGAUUAUUGACCUUCCAAUUCCUUAAUAGCACAAAUGACCUUUAUAGCCCAUAGCCAGGUCACAUUUUCACUCCUGGUAAAUGAUUGCUUAACAGAAAAGGGAAUGUUGCAAUGUGCUUCAUGAGUUCUGGGUAAAAUAACGAUUAAUUGCUGGUUCUCUUGGUCUUCCAAACAGAUGGGGAUAUCUAAUACUUGACCUGAGGUAACAUCUAGAUAGCCUCACCCUUAACCUGUGGCAUAACAUUUAAAGGUGCAUGACAUGGAAAUGGUUAAUCAAAUGAGCAGCAGUGAAACCACACUUAUGUUUUAAUACCUAUCAAAUUUAAUUAAAGAAAACUGGCCUCCCCAAGAACCAAAACAAGUAACCACCAAGGUUGAGGAGCGCCCACCACAAGCAAAGGUAAAGAAACCCAACCCUAAACCUAAGGCACAAAAGAAGCAGACGCCAGUUGAUGAGAAAAAAGUUGCACAUGAAGAUAGUGUGCCUUCAAAACCAAUAGAAAUCAUUCAAGAUGAGGAUAAUGAUGAUAACUUUUGGGAUUUUUAUGACAAACCUUUCAAUAAACCAACUUAGCUGUGAGUGCAGUCUCUUAAUUUAUGUCUGUAGAGGAAACUUUUUGAUAUCACAUAACAUUACCAUCAUUAUAACCACAUAUACUUAGUGUCUUGCUAGUUAGUUAUUUUGUUAAGGUGAUGGUACUCUGUCAACAUGUAAUUGAAAUGAUGUAAAUAAAGAAAGUAUUUAUGACUGUGACAAACCACCC